UCCGGUUCUCUCUCCGGAACCUUCUCCCUCGUCUCCUGCUGCGGUUUCUCUGACUCCUUACUCACCUCAAACUUAUUGGGAUUCUGUCUUAAAGGUGGCUGCGUCAGAUGGGACGUUAGCGAUGGAGGAGGGAUACGAACUUGACCUGACCUACAUCACGGAGCGCAUCAUCGCCGUGUCCUUCCCCGUGGUCUGCUCAGAGGACGCGUACAGGGCGAACCUGCACGAUGUCACGUGCAUGCUCAAGUCCAAACAUGCUGACAACUACUUGGUGAUCAACCUUUCCGAAAAGCGGGCGGAUCUCACCAAAACGAACCCCAAGACCCUGGACACCGGCUGGGCGGACCUACACGCCCCGCCGCUGGACAAGAUCUGCACCAUCUGCAAGGCCAUGGAGACCUGGCUGAACUCCGACCCCCAGCACGUGGUGGUCAUUCACUGCCGUGGUGGAAAAGGGAGGAUUGGGGUGAUCACUUCAUCCUUUGUGCAUUUCACUGAAGUCUCUGCGAGUGCUGACCAGGCCUUGGAACGCUUCGCUAUGAGGAAGUUCUACGACGACAAAGUGUCACCCAUGAUGACACCCUCACAGAAGAGGUAUGUCUGGAUUCUAAACAGCCUCUUGACCGGCUCCAUAAAAAUGAACACCUCCCCUCACUUCCUGCAUUGCGUCAUUCUCCACGGGAUACCUGACUUUGAGAAUGGAGUUUGCCGACCGUACUUGAAGGUCUACCAGGGAAUGCAAUUGGUCUACUCUUCUGGGAUUUAUCACAUAGGAGCAGGACACAGAAACAGGCUGUACAUCGCCCUGCAGCCUGCACAGCUGCUCAAAGGUGACAUCCUGGUCAAAUGCUACCACAAAAACAUUCGGACGCUGAGCCGGGAGCCGGUUUUUCGUCUCCAGUUUCACACGGGCACCGUUCAGGGCUGCAGCCUCAUAUUUGAGAAGGAGGACCUUGAAAAUGCAAACAAAGACCCCAGGUUUCCUGAUUACGGCAAGGUUGAGCUCGUCAUGUCUGAGAGUCCAGAGAAGAUGCAAGGUUCUGAGCGAUGGGAGAAUGUUCCUGCCAUCACUGUGGAAUACAACACUGCAGAUCCACUGAUACGGUGGGAUUCCUACCAGAACAUCAGCUGUGACGCUGAAGUGUCACAUGCUCAAGAUCCCAAGGACGCCAGACCCCCCGCCAAAGUCGGCCAGAGAGGUUCUGAGGGGGUGCCGCAGAGACGGAUCCAGGGGGCACCCGCACGCAGCGAUCACACAGCGUCCACCAGCAGCGACUCCGGCCUCUCUAGCGCCUCCCUGAGGACGGGCCGGUCUUCGAAAAGCCCAUCCGAACCAAGAGUGCGGCCGAGCAGACUCGGGUGCGAGCAGGGUGAACCCCCUAGUGUGAUGUCGGAACGCGGGUCGGCCGCGGUGGGGAGGCAGGCGGGCCCGGGAGAACUUAGGCCGAAGCAGCAGGAGACGGACAUUCUGGACGACGAAGUCCCCGCCCACGACCUGCGCAGCGUAGACAGCCUUGGCACGCUGUCGUCUUCCGAUGGGCCGUACGGAGGCCACUACGAGGGAAGCCAGAACUCUCUGCUGUCGGAAGGCUUUGGCAGCGGAGCGGGCGAGGAGUACGCCCUGGCACGCCCACGUGAGGCCAGAAGAGUGGACGGCAAGCGGACGUGCUACUUUCACAGAAGCGCAUCCGUUUCCCCAGAAGUGCAGCCCCUGGCUUUUGGCGAGAGAGGCUACUCCACACAGACCUGGGUUCACCACCAACAAAUGGUGGCUGCCCAGCAAUACACUUUUCGACCCACAGAGGGCGCCGUGAGGUUCUCCCCCAGCAAGCAGAGCACCCUGACGAGGUCGUACGGACCUCAAGACACCCCCACGCACGGGGGAGCCCUGCAGCGGGCUCACAGCAUGCCGGUGCAUGGGCUCGCAGGUGCACACUCGGACGUCAGAGAAGACGACCUCGCUUCCCUCAACGUGGACAUCGACCAAUCCAUUGACCAGCUGAACCAGCUAAUCUUGGAUCUGGACCCCACCUUCGUGCCCGUUCCCACUCGAUCCAACUCGAGCAAGAGGGGUGGCGGGGCUCUCCUCAACGGAUCAGCCGGCCCCUGCACAAACGGAAUGAGUUACAGGCUUCUAGGUAAUAACGGGACAGUGUUGGAAAGCACACACCAGCCAGAUACCACAGCUUCUGACUACAGGGCAGGUACAAGACACGGCCUAAGCCGACAGGACAGCGUGACAGAGCACUUGAGGUGGGGAAUAGAUGACGAGAUCCAGAACUCUGCCAUCUACACACCUGGUCUGCCAUCCUCUCAGCUAGGUAUCUUGUACAGGAGUGACAGCAUAGAGAACAAGCCACACUGUGAGGAAUUUUCUGGAAAAGUGCCUGCUGGAGCAGAGAUGGUGGCUUCCACUCCUGCCUUCCCCAUCCCUCCGCCAACGCCCUAUGUGAAAGACGUGUUCGAGUUUUCCCACGCACCUGCCGGAUGCCGGCCCGGCGCCUCUCUUGGGAUGCAGAGGACAGAGCGCGAGUCCAGGGGAUACCCUGAGAGCCUGGGUCACUCAGCGGUGUCGCUCGAUGGGGAGGGCUUCCCCGUGGCUUUCCCGGCGCCCCCCAACCCUGCUGCAUACCAGCGGCCAUUCGCGUCCAUGCGUGCGGCAUCUGUCGACGGUCUCGUUUCCAGGACGGAGAGCCUGAAUUCUAAGCCCCGACUGAGGCAGCAGUGCUCUCUCGGUGGGUCUGGACCUGGAUUCACCUCCCAGUACCCUGGAUCCUUGGAGUACAACCCGCAGACCCAAUAUGGCCCCACUCACACGAACGACGGCACCCCCUCCUACCACAGCCGGUACCCUCCGAGCUGCAGUUCUGGCCAGAGCUUUGAAGAGCAUGACAGUUCCAGUCCCGGCAGGGGGGAUCUGGGUGUGAACGGGGUUCCGGAGCAGCCGCCCCUCCCGGAGAAGAGGAGGGUCUCCCAGGGAGAACAUGGCUUGGGGUUUGGGUCUCACGUCCCAAGCAACCACAGUGGGAGCCCCACCAACAUCCCCUGCGGAAGCCCCCUACCAGACCCCUUGGCGCGAGCUGCGAGUGCACCCCCGUCGGUACAUGAUGUGUUCGCUGGCAAGCAGGAGACCGUGAAGUUCGUGCAGGACACAUCUAAAUUUUGGUACAAGCCAGACAUCUCAAGAGAUCAAGCCAUCGCGGUGUUGAAGGACAAAGAGCCUGGAUCCUUCAUAGUUCGGGACAGCCACUCAUUCCGGGGUGCCUACGGACUGGCCAUGAAGGUGGCCACACCCCCUCCCUCUGUGCUGCAGCAGAGCAAGAGAGGGGGUGACCUGUCUAAUGAGCUGGUCCGGCACUUUCUCAUCGAGCGCACGCAGAAGGGUGUACGGCUCAAAGGGUGUCCCAAAGAGCCGAACUUUGGCAGCCUCACCGCCCUGGUGUGUCACCACUCGGUCAGCUCACUGGCCCUGCCCUGCAUGCUCAUCAUACCUGACCGAGAUCCUCUGGAGGACAUCGUAGGGCCUUCAGCACAGACAGCUGCCAACUCAGCGGCAGAGCUGCUCAAACAGGGAGCAGCCUGUAAUGUGUGGUUCCUGGGCUCUGUGGAGAUGGAGUCCCUAACAGGCUACCAGGCUGUGCAGAAGGCCACCAGCCUGACCCUGGCCAUGGACCCUCCACCCAUCUCCACGGUGGUGCACUUCAAGGUGUCCGCCCAGGGCAUCACCCUCACGGACAAUCAGAGGAAACUAUUCUUCAGGAGACAUCAUGCUGUCAACACUGUCAUAUUCUGUGCCUUGGACCCUCAAGACCGGAAGUGGACCAGAGAUGGCUCUUCCUUAGCGAAGAUCUUUGGCUUCGUGGCGAGGAAGGGGGGCAGCGCCACAGAGAACGUGUGCCACCUGUUUGCCGAACACGACCCUGAGCAGCCGGCCAGUGCCAUCGUCAACUUUGUCUCCAAGGUGAUGAUCGGGUCAGCAAAGACCAAGUAGGACCACUGCAGAUCCCCUGGACCGCGCUCAACCUUGCAUACGAUAUGACAUAUAGUUCGGAUUCCAGGUCAUUCUCCUGAAACUGCACACAUGGUCGUUCAUACUAUCUGUCUGGGGGUGACUGCUUUGACUUUGUUGGCAAAAGUCUAAUGCGGCUCAUUCCCUGAGUACCUUUGCUGUUACCUGGCGUCUCCAAAAUGUUUGUUUGAAAGGUACUCGACAGAACACCUUUAUCCAGUGCUUGUUAUUUUUAAUCGUUAUUUUGUACUGUUAAUACUGUAUAUACCCAUAUCCCAGAUUAAUGCCAGUGAUGCAACAUUAACACAGCUUCAGAUCAAAUACUAACAGCUAUUUCACGGAUGUAAAUGAACGUAACUUAUAUUGGUGCUGUUUUGUAAACGGGGCGACACUGCUCUCUGUAAAUAUGUUUGGUGAUCUUGCUGCUGAAGCCCCUCAUCACCAUUAUUUUAUUUAGCUACCUGUCCCUUAAAAAUACCAUUAUAUAAACACUAGAGUAUUUUUGUAUUUAAACUCUAAUAUAUUCUAUCAACGCAUUGCUAUGUUUAUAUAUAGUACAUUUUUAUUGAGAUAAAAACCUCAUCGUUCUAUAUACGCAACAGUGUUUAAUUGAUAUAUGUAGCUUAUUUACGCGUUUUUUUUCCAGUUAUGUUAUUUAUCAUUGUUUACUUUUGAUAAUUAUUUUAAAAGACGUUUUGAAGACAUCAUGCAUACUUUCAGUGUAUUGAGUGUCUUAAGGUUAAAUAGUUUGAUGUCUAUAAUAUUCUGAGUAUUUUAGGACUUUUUUUUACAAGAAGGACCGACCUGCCUGUGCUCUAUUUGUAUAGUUUGCAAAUAAUUGUAUAAUUUCUAAUAUUUCACACAAUAAUGUACAUAUAAUAGUCAACUAAACAAUAAGGAAGCAUUUUGUUGCAAACUGUUGGUGUUACUAGUUGGGAGUUUGACAGACUCAACCACAGCCAGAAUCAGUGACUUUUAAUGACUUAAUACCCAAUACAGUAUUUCACUGCACCCUCGUAUUUCUAUACUGUAUAUAUGCAAAUGGAAAUGGAAUGUUUAUAUAUGUUUAAAAAAUAAAAAUCUGAACAUUCCUUAAA
Messenger RNA from Paramormyrops kingsleyae, 5106 nucleotides. Its product is annotated as tensin-3-like. Gene Ontology annotation, biological process: dephosphorylation. Lineage: Eukaryota; Metazoa; Chordata; Actinopteri; Osteoglossiformes; Mormyridae. The record is from RefSeq and is a predicted model, not a curated record. Gene Ontology annotation, molecular function: protein binding. Gene Ontology annotation, cellular component: focal adhesion.